This is a messenger RNA of Puntigrus tetrazona (Sumatra barb), 1205 nucleotides long. RefSeq names its product kazal-type serine protease inhibitor domain-containing protein 1-like. Gene Ontology annotation, biological process: regulation of cell growth; regulation of signal transduction. The record is from RefSeq and is a predicted model, not a curated record. Gene Ontology annotation, molecular function: insulin-like growth factor binding. Gene Ontology annotation, cellular component: extracellular region. The coding region runs from base 194 to 1090 and encodes 298 amino acids. NCBI's taxonomy places the organism in Eukaryota, Metazoa, Chordata, Actinopteri, Cypriniformes, Cyprinidae. The transcript has 4 exons.
GCAUCCAAUAAUAGGACGAAGCGGCGUGGGGGAGGAUAGCUGUGUUUAUUUUCUUUCAGCCACAGAUGGUCUGAGAGGCUGAGAGGCUGCAGCGGAGACACGCAGAACGACGGCCGGGGAUGAAGCCGCAGCUUCGGGGAAAAGGUUGCAUUUAUUGCAUGCACAGCCCGGCAACGGGAUUCAAGCUCUCACGAUGUUAAUGCACGUGGUUACGCUUGGCGUUUUGGUUCUGAGCUGCGGACCCGCAGGCGCUUUCCCCAGUUACAAAGAUGACUACAUGGACGAGGACCUGGCCACCUUUGACUAUUACAAAGGCACGGAUGAUUUUGGCGAGGGGAACGGGACGCAGGAGUGCGAGGAGUGCGUUCCGGAGCUGUGCCCGCUCCCGCUGAGCUGCAGAGCCGGGCUGGUGCGGGACGGCUGCGGCUGCUGCUCUCAGUGCGCCAACCUGGAGGGACAGACCUGCGAUCUGGGCCAGAGAAACGUCUAUUACGGGCUGUGCGGGGAGAACCUGGAGUGCAAACCGGACCGGUCGGAUGGAGCGGACGCAGAGGAGCCGGAAGCCCAGUGUGUGUGUUUGUACCAGAAACCUCUGUGUGGCUCAGACGGACAGACUUACAUGAAUAUCUGCAAAUAUAAAGAAGCGGCUUAUUUGAAUCCUGCACUCAAUGUGAGCGACGGGCCUUGCAGAACAGUCCCUAUCAUCAAGGUGCCGCCGCAUAAUCUGGUAAAUGUAACGGGCAGCAGUAUAGCAUUUCUUUGUGAAGUGUUUGCAUUUCCCAUGGCGCUAGUGGAAUGGAGGAAAGAUGGAAAAGAGGUCAUUUUACCUGGUGAUGAUCCCCACAUAUCGGUUCAGUCACGAGGUGGCCCUCAGAAAUAUGAACUUUCCAGUUGGCUGCAGAUCGAAGAGGCCGGUCAGAUGGAUUCUGGCACAUACAGGUGCAUCGCUCGAAACGAGCUUGGCCAUGUCUCAGCCACAGCGGUUUUAGGAGUCCUGCCACCAGAUGAGAUGUCUACCUAUUUGGAGCAAAACUUAAAUGAAAUGAUGAGCUAUGACCAAUUACAGGACUAUGACAGGGAUUAUUACUAAACUUCGGAUCCCAACACCCUCGAGGAGAAAAACAAUGUCUUUAUACUUUUAGCCAUUCGGCUUUAGACAUGGCAAGAAGACGCUCAAGAAACGACGUAAAAAAUAGUAAGCCUGU